ACAGAGGUUUUACAACUCUCAGCUGCAGUCUUUUCAAAAACCAUCCCAGUUUUUUUUUUUGUUGAGAUUUUUAUAUCCUGGUGUUUUGACCUUGGUAUUUUUUUGGUAUUCUAAUUCAGGACAUUUUCACUGUCAUGUAUAGACAGAGCAGCAAAGUUUUAAGUGUUUUUUUUUGUGGGUGGGUGGGUGACUUCCUUUAGAGCACAUUUGAUGUCGUCAUUUUCUGCUCCUUAUUCAAGCUUAGUCAUGCACAUUCCGGAGCAUUGCCUCACAUCCUUCAAAAGCCUCUCUUCGGUCAGGAGCUAGACAGAAUUCAGUAGUCGGUGGCACUGAUCGGCAAGGAAGAAUAGCAGAAAACACCUGAAGUUUCUGAGGGGAAAUAAUUAUAGCAAGAAUAUUUUAUUGUCCACUUUUGUGUUUUAAAGGACAGCACCUCUGUUCUUGGGGAGUAAAAAUUCCGCAUUUUUUCCUAUGCUCAAAGUCAGAACCCCAAAUAACAGUGCUUUUGUCUUUUUCUUCAGUCUUUUUGCCUCAGAGAUCACUUCUUUCCAUGAGAAUCAAUCUGCCUUUUCCUUUCCCAGUAUUUCUCGUCUUUCUCUAUACGAGCUACUUGCUUACGCACUACUGACUGAGCCGUUACAGUGACUUUUAAAAUGGAUGUGCGUUCUGUCAUUUUUGUCCCUUGGCAUCUGUUUAUGAAGCUCUGCACCCUCCUUACUUUUGUACCAUGGUAUUUUUUUGCUGAUGCCCAUAGAAAAAAAGUCAUGGCCAAGCGGCUAAAAGCGAAGUCCGUCACCGGCCAGCCAGAGGGGCCCUAUCGCUCGCUGGACCACUUUGAGUCUCUGGCUCGGAUGACCUUCGAAGAGACGGACACCUUGGAUAAGCUCUUUGAUCACGCAGUGCGUCGCUUUGGGAGUGCAGACUGCCUGGGCACCAGAGAAGUACUGAGUGAGGAGAAUGAGAAGCAACCCAAUGGCAGGGUUUUCAAAAAGUUGAUUCUUGGAGAGUACAGCUGGCUCUCCUACCAGGACGUGGAUGUGGCCGUGGGCCAUUUUGGCAGGGGACUGGAAGUUUUGGGCCAGCAGCCCAAGAACACUAUCGCCAUCUUCUGUGAGACCCGCACAGAGUGGAUGAUCAGCGCCCAGACCUGCUUUAGGCACAACUUUCCAUUGGUCACUUUAUACGCAACUUUAGGAGAGGAGGCGGUGGCCUAUGGGCUGAACGAAUGUGGGGCCACUCAUCUCAUCACCAGCCUGGAGUUGUUGGAGACCAAACUGAAGAACGUGCUGUCAAAGGUACCUAAUCUGAAGCAUGUUAUCUAUGUGGACAAAAAGAAGAUCAGCAAUACUGGAUAUCCAGAGGAUCUGCAGAUUCACACCAUGCAGGCAGUGCAGGAGCUGGGAGCCAAAUCUGAUAACCUGUCUGUACAAGCCCAGAGGCCACAGCCCUCCGAUCUGGCAGUCAUCAUGUACACCAGUGGUUCCACCGGACGGCCUAAAGGUGUCACUAUGAUCCAUAGCAACCUAAUUGCUGGUAUGACGGGACAGUGCGAAAGGAUCCCAGGCCUCGGGCCAAAGGACACAUACAUCGGCUACCUCCCGCUUGCCCAUGUACUGGAGAUGACAGCAGAGAUGUCGUGUGUCACCCACGGCUGUCGCGUCGGGUACUCCUCACCUCUGACGCUGUCUGAUCAGUCAUCAAAAAUCAAAAAAGGGACCAAGGGGGACUGCUCUGUGCUGAAGCCCACUUUGAUAGCGGCAGUUCCGGAAAUCAUGGACCGCAUAUACAAAAAUGUAACGAGCAAAGUACAGGAGAUGAACUACGUACAAAGAACGCUCUUCAAGCUAGGCUUCAGCUACAAGAUGGAGCAGCUCAAACGGGGGUAUGACGCCCCACUCUGCAACAUGCUGCUGUUUAAGAAGGUCAGGGCUCUCCUGGGGGGGAAUGUCCGCAUGAUGCUAUCUGGAGGGGCCCCCCUGUCUUCAGCCACACAGCGCUUCAUGAAUGUCUGUUUCUGCUGCCCGAUUGGCCAGGGCUACGGUCUAACUGAGACGUGCGGUGCUGGGACCAUCACUGAAGUGGCAGAUUAUAGCACGGGCAGAGUUGGGGCCCCUCUCAUCUGCUGUGAGAUCAAGCUGCGCGAUUGGGUCGAAGGUGGUUACACAGCACAGGAUAAACCCCAUCCUAGAGGAGAGGUGGUCAUCGGUGGUCCCAAUGUUGCUAUGGGCUACUACAAGAGUGAACAUUUAAACGAAGACUUCUUUGUGGAUGAGGAUGGACAGCGCUGGUUCUGCACAGGAGACGUGGGUGAGAUCCACUCAGACGGGUGCCUGCAGAUUGUUGAUCGUAAGAAGGACCUUGUUAAGCUGCAAGCUGGAGAGUAUGUCUCUCUUGGCAAAGUGGAGUCUGCCCUGAAAAGCUGCUCGCUGAUUGACAACAUAUGUGCCUAUGCCAACAGUGACCAGAACUAUGUUAUAAGUUUUGUGGUGCCAAAUCAGAAGCAGCUGACAGCAUUGGCUGGUAAAAAGGAAAUUGAAGGAACUUGGGAGGAAAUCUGUAACCACUCAGUGAUGGAGUCUGCAGUUCUUCAGGCCAUCAAGGAGGUUGCUGUGUCGUUUCAGCUGCAGCGGUUUGAGAUUCCUGUCAAGGUGCGGCUCAGUCCAGAGCCCUGGACCCCGGAGACGGGCCUGGUCACAGAUGCCUUCAAACUGAAAAGGAGGGAGCUGAAGAACCACUAUCUCAAUGAUAUUGAGAGAAUGUAUGGAGGGAAGUAGGAUCUAAAUCCUGACCAAAACAUCCCAUAAUUCUGUCUGUGUGCCAUGGCAUAUCAGGGCGUGUAUUCCCAGGCACCUAUAGAUUUAGUAAACUUUUGUAAUUUUCAGCUAGUGUCCAUUUGCCUUUAUACAUUUUGUACAAAAUGCUGUAUAUGUAAAAAAUGACUAAUGGAACAGAAACUUUUUGAUGAAAGUGCGUGUAAAGUGAUGUGUAAAUUUACAGAUCAGUGUUUCUCAGCUUGCUCCUUGGGGACCCCCAGGCGGUCCAGGAUUCUGCUCUCUGCCAGUCAGUCUGCAACACACAUGGGUCAUCUGGGGGUCCCCAAGGACUGGGCUGGCAAUGGCUGUCAUAGGUUAAGGUUCAACUCUGAAGGGUCAAUGCUUGCACAGUUCUCUGGGCAGCCAGUGCUGGCCAAGUUUACACCUGCUGUAUAGAUUUAAGGGUUUAAAAGUUCAGUGAAUACAUUAUACAAUACAUAUUAAAAUAGAACAUCAUGUAUCCAGCUAUCGAAAUUUAAAGGUUUAUUGUCCAUUGGUCCUUGCAACGUAGGAAUUUUUCAUUGCACUUGUUUUUCUGCUUAAUAUUAUAUUAUUUUGUUUUGAAUUAUGGCAUUUUUUGCUUACUUCUAAAUAAUUUUUUUUUUAAUUUUUUUUUGCUAGCUUUAUUUAUUUCGUCUAAUGUCAAAACAUUUCUCUCCUAAGGACAAUUGUCUGGCAUUAUUCUGAAGCCUUGUAAAGUCAAUUUCGUUAAAGCUUGAAUACUUUUUGAGUCAACUGGUUGAAAUUAACUUAUAAAAGUGUGUUAUGAUGGAGCACUGUGUGUGCUGACACAUAUGUGUAUAUAUACAGUUGUGGUUUCUUUACUGGCUGGUACAGUGUGUACAGUUAAGAAACUCGAAGUCCUAUUAUUCCAGGAAAAACUUUACGCACAUUUUGCUCGCAACCCUCUUUUUGAUUUGUUAAAAUUAUCCUGUGUAAUUCAUUUUAAUGAAAAUGCUGGACCCAUGCACUUAGCCAACGUCUACAAUGCAUUAGUACUGUAUUGAGUAAUUUGAUAGGACUAAAUUUCAGCACUCACUAUGUUGGGUUCACCUACACCUUCUGUCCUUAAACUAUUGACUUUUCUAAUUAGAAAAUCAACCAAACAAUGUAAAUUUGGCCCUCUGUGUUGUCAGGCCUUGGCGAUUCACGGGGUCAUGUUUAAAGGUGUAUGUCAACCAAAGUGCCAUGGCUUAUUUUUGAUUUGUUCUCAGGGUUACAAUGAUACAUUUCUAAAAGCCUGCAGCCAAUCAACUCUGUAAAUGUUGCUAUUUCAAAGGAUUUUGAUUUUGAGAAUAUCUAACUUAUCAAAUGCUUUGUAUUAUGUGCCAAGACAUCGGGGCAUUAUGUAUUUGUGUGUCUAUGUGUGAGAGUAAGUGUGUUUUUAAUGUCAAUCGUUAGUUUUGUUCAAAGUUGCUGAACUUUUUGCAAAUAAAUGUUUUUCCAAAAAAUUAAA
This is a messenger RNA of Paramormyrops kingsleyae, 4269 nucleotides long. RefSeq names its product long-chain-fatty-acid--CoA ligase 4-like. The record is from RefSeq and is a predicted model, not a curated record. Lineage: Eukaryota; Metazoa; Chordata; Actinopteri; Osteoglossiformes; Mormyridae. Gene Ontology annotation, cellular component: endoplasmic reticulum; plasma membrane; lipid droplet. Gene Ontology annotation, molecular function: arachidonate-CoA ligase activity. Gene Ontology annotation, biological process: neuron differentiation; long-chain fatty-acyl-CoA metabolic process; long-chain fatty acid metabolic process.